UCGGACGCAAACAUCGCUCGAGAGGGAGGACAUGGGCAGAUUGUCGUUGUAGAAUGCCCAUUUCCAAAAGUUUUCGUCUAACAUACCAACAACGCCGCACAUUUGUUUCAACUCUGUUCGGCCUCACAUUUUUUGCGUCUGUGUUGACGGUUUCCGCAUCCAACGUGCUACCAUGUCCCGUGCGACCUGACCGGAGCCGUUACGCUGAUACGGAGGGGAAAGCAGGAGGGAAGAGCCCUGCACCGAUGGUGGAGAGGAGGCCAAGGAGGUGGAUACAGGAGAGGCCAUCUUCGGAGGAUACACCGACUUAAGCCAUUGCUGACGGGGAGGGCUGUUGUGGAGAUUCAGACAGUUGCUCCACAUUACCCAGUACAGUAUACAGUGUACAUGACUACCGUCUACUACUACUACACGUCCCAGAGUGAUGAGGUAUAUGAAAGCCGCGCGUUCCCCAGAGUAAGGGUAGA
Molecule: messenger RNA, 467 nt
Organism: Suillus clintonianus
Lineage: Eukaryota; Fungi; Basidiomycota; Agaricomycetes; Boletales; Suillaceae
Exons: 2
Coding region: 54-311 (85 amino acids)
Source: RefSeq, a predicted model, not a curated record